This is a messenger RNA of Diabrotica balteata, 2256 nucleotides long. Lineage: Eukaryota; Metazoa; Arthropoda; Insecta; Coleoptera; Chrysomelidae. The record is from the annotation of a GenBank genome assembly.
UGUCAACGGGGACUACAGUGAACAAUAAUAAUUAUGAGCUCUACGAUAAACUUUGGUAUAGCAAUCAGUGUGGCAUUUAUUGCAUAUAUAUUUUUAUUCAAUGACCACAAAAAUUUAAAAGAAAAUGACGACCUAAUUGUUCAAUUGGCUAGUCACGAAGGCAAAGUUAGAGGACACACUCUCCAAAGUACCAAAGGAAAUACUUACUAUGCGUUCCAGGAUAUUCCUUAUGCUGCACCACCAGUAGGCAAACUACGCUAUAAGGUGCCUCAAGCACAUCCAGGUUGGAAGGGUAUUAUUAAUGCUACAAGCAAUACCAGAGUUUGUCAUCAACAAAUUCCCACUACUUUACCCCAAAGUGAGGAUUGUUUAGUUAUUAACGUUUAUACACCUGUGAAACCAGAUCCAAAUGCUAAGUUGGCAGUAUAUGCAUGGAUACAUGGCGGCGGGUAUAUUAUUUGGGACGGUACUAUUCAUAGAUACGGAGCUGCUCAUCUGAUAGACUACAAUAUCAUUGUAGUAACAUUUAACUAUCGUCUUGGCGCUUUAGGUUUCUUGACCACAAAUGACGGUGUUAUCCCCGGUAAUUUGGGACUUAGGGAUCAAAAUUUUGCUUUACAAUGGAUAAACAAAAAUAUCCAUAAAUUUGGAGGUGAUCCAGAAAAAGUUACUAUUGGAGGAGAGAGUGCAGGCUCAGGAGCUGUUAGCUUUCAGGUUCUGAGUAAGAUGAGUCGAGGUUUGUUUAGAGGAGCUAUUUUGCAGAGUGGUAGCGCCAUGAAUGUAUUUUCAAAUGUCCCAAAUCCAGGACAAUAUGCAUUUAAAUUAGCUAAAAAGUUGGAUAAUACUUUAGAUGAACAGAAUACUACAAGACUCUUGGAAGUUCUUAUGAACGCUCCAGCAAAUGAUAUUAUUGAUUUGUCAACUAAAAUAUUUGAUGUUAAAGCUAAGAAAACAGUGAGUAUAAUACCUGACCUUAUUUGGGUCCCAUCUGUUGAAGAGAAAUAUAUAGAAGAGCCUUUUAUAAGCAAACCUAUGCAUCAAGCAUUUUUGGAAGGAGAUUUUGAACAUGCGGCUUUAUUAGCUGGAUACACAUCACAAGAAAUGUUAUGGUUUAUUCCGUCUUCUUCUGUCGUUACUCCAUGGAGCACUCAGACAUGGGAGGAGUUUGACGAAAAAUGUAAAUAUGGUGAUGAUAAUCCCAGUAAACUUGUACACGAAGAACUUAACGUGGAUGAAGCUGACAAAGCUACGGUAGGAGCAUUACUGAAACGGCUGUAUACAAAUGCCUCAUUUCUUGAAGACCGAAAUGCUUUAAUUCAGUUUAACAAUGACUACUUCUUUACUAAUGGAAUUAUUCGUCAAGCAGAUUUGACCUCUAAAUAUGCACCGGCGUAUCUCUUCGAAUUUGCUUAUACACCCUCUAACAAUAUUGGUGUUGAACACACUGAAGAGUUACAAUACAUGUGGAAAGGCGACACAGACGAAUAUGUCAAUGAUUAUCAACCAAUUUAUAGGGAUGUUGUCUGUAAACUUUGGAGUAAUUUUGUUAAACAUCUAAAUCCUACACCUGAAAAGGACGAAGCCUUUGGAAACGUGAUAUGGCCCAAGGUAGAGUCGAAGAAUAUUAAGUCUGUCAGUAUAGGCAAAACCUUAGAGGUAAAAACAAACCCAAGAAAAUAUAUAGAGACCAGAGAUAUCUUUGACGUAUAUUUGAAACCACCAUUUUACUCAUAUUAACUAGAUAUAUAAAAGUUGUAACUUUUAAAAUGCCUGACUUCUAUGUGUUGCUGUGAUCAUUUUGGAUUUACAAAAUGUUCUUUUAGUGAUGACGAAAAUUACUUAUAUUAUUUAUACUCAUAAAUAUAAGUAAUUUAAUAAAUAAUUACAUUACUUUUAGUUGAGUAAAAUAUCUCCAUAUACAAGAUAUUAUACUUAUCUGAAUAUAUAAUAUUGUAUACGUCCAUCGAGAAAAAUUUAAUUAAAGUAGCGUUUAUUAUAAAACUCACAUGGAUUUCUGUUUUAAUCAUUUAUACAAAAUAAUAAACACAAAUACCUAACUUGAUGUUUACAAGAUUUUCUUAAUAAAUGUUUAAAAAAUAUGUAACAAACAAGUUUUGUCAACGGCAUUAAAAUGUAAAUUUUAAAUUCUUCUCUAAUUAAGAUUGUUCUCGAUGGUAUGACAUAAUGUUACAAUAGUAUACCUUAAAAACAUUAAAUGUACUAUUUUUUUUUGUUUAUAUAUGAAAGGCGCUGUAC